UCUGGUUAAAAGCAACUUGUUGUUUGCUGUUGCCCGAAUAGUGAACUGCUAACCGUGGAUAAUGUGAGAGUGAAAAGAAAUUUAGAAGUCAAUUUGGACGACAGCCUCUUUCUCGACUUCAGUAUUCGUGUUGCAUUUCACCUAGGGACACAAAAACAUUGUGUCGUGGACGUGUACGAAGUCCUAGUGCGGACGAUUUUGUUGUGCAAUUAACACUAAUAAUAUCCCCGUUCGAAUUGCCAUAGUCUUGUGUAUACGAAAAGUGGAGUUUCUGUUUUUACAUAAUUCAGGAAUAUUGAAAGUUUUGUUAUGUGAAUCUGGGAAUCACUAUGGCCUGCCAUGUUUCGCGAAGCAGAGCGACGCAGGUCGUCCAACGUUCGUUUCAAACAACUGUUCCACGAGCUCAAACAGCAAUUCCCCACCAUACCUGACGAAGUGAUAGCCAACUGCAUACUCGAAACUGCAAGCAGCAACGCAUCCAGAGACAUCAACAUCAUAGAAGCCUUGAAAAAUCGCGUAACAUCCAGGUGUUCCUCAGAAGAGCCCAUGGGACGUCCCUCGACAGCGUCCGACGUGCCAGCAAUCAAAACGACAGAGAUAUCCGACAGAAGAGCGAGCGUACCUGAGGACUCACCCAGAAAGAAGGCGCUGGAGCAGAGGAAACAUCGGAAACAACAUAAGGCUGCUAAGGAAGACGCCCACUCUGAUGACGAUGAUCGUGAAGGUGAUAGGGAAAAAAGGAAACUCUCCAGUUUAUUGAGGAAAACGAUAAAGACUAUCAAGAGCCCAACAAGGAUAGAUUACAAGAAUUCAAGGAAACAUCACAACAAGAAACAUCACCCCAAAAGAGAUUCUGAAGGAACAUCGUCGAAAGAAACUUCACUAUCGCCAACAGACGAAGGAGAGGCAGAAUCAUUACUCACGGUGUCGGCUUUGAAACAACACUUCGAGCAAUCUAAGACCAAUGGGAUUAGGGAGAAGAAGCCCUCACCCAAACUGAACGCCAUAUCUUCCCCCCGUCAGUCGGAAAUGAACAAAAGUCUGGAGACAACUUCUGAAUUGAACCAAGACUCCCAGGUGAAACCUUCAUCGGCGUCACCACCCAAACGUCCAACUUCUUUGGCUUUGAACGUUGCUAGACCGCUCGGUAAAGGUUGGAAGAACGGGUUACAGUUGUCGGAGAAGUGUAGGAACCUACCCCAGUUGUUGAACGCGAAUCUUUUAAGUGAUAAGCCGCCGAGGUCACCAGUGUAUAAUAAAAAAACCGUUGGCGCUAAAGGGAAAAACGUUUUGCACGACCUAAAAGGCGUCAGUUCACCCGGUAGUGAUAAAGAAGAACCUUCUAGUGCGUCGAAAGAUGUUAGUGUGAACACUGGUGCUAGAAAGAAGGAAACUGUAUCAACCCCUACCCAAACGACUGAUACCUUACUUGGGGAACCUGCGGGUGGUAGUGUUAACCUCUCUUUCAACGUCAACUGUUCCCUGGACGUCAUCCAGAGUCCAGUGAAUCCUAGACGAACCUCUACUCUUCAAGUUACGCCAGAAACUCCUUGGGGCCUGAGAGAACCUACCUCGCCCCGUAGCUAUACGACUGUUAACCUUACUCUUAGAACUCCAAGCUCCACGCCCCAACCCCCGAUAGAUAUAACGUCCCAAAAUUCUAGUCUGACUUACUCCACCAGCAGCUUUGACUCUCAGAAGGGCCUGCAGAAGCGUCUGCAGAUCACCGUUGGUCCAACUGGUGGUAAUGUGAUAGCGAGCAGGGUAAGACCGGAAUCUUGUGAGUUUGAGGUUAGCCCAUCGGCCAAGUUCGACGUAGUUGCCAGGAGAUCUCCGGACAAAAUGGCGGAAAAUGAAGAACCACCCGUUGUGGUUAAACAACAAGCAAUGAUAGAUAAGCUGCGGAUACUGCUGACCAACGAAAAAACGAGGUUGAUAGUGCUAAGGCAAGAGGUAGCAGACCUCCAGAAGAGAGCCAUCCAGAGCCCUGCAGAUAUUCAGAAGUGGACACUGAUGAAACAUAGCAUCACCCACUUGAGGUAUCAGUGUCAGCAGUUGGUCCCAUACAUUAAAGAUGUGAUCGAGCCAGAAUUUUACAAUAACCUGUAUCGAGGUCAACCACUGGCAGGCAACGAUGAUUCGUUUGAACCACAGCGAAGAAAUAACCUCUUCCAGCAAGACCAAGAUGGUCCCAAGUGGAACUGCGAUGUUUGUACAUUCCUGAAUCACCCCCAACUCAAUAAGUGCGAGCAGUGCGACAUGCCUAGGUUCAUCCACGUAUCUGCAUCGCCAGGAGAUAAUAUACAUAUCCACGUUACCCCAAGAAUUUCCAGAAGAAUAGUCAGAUCCUGGCUCUAGGGAAAAAAUUCUACCCAAUAUUCUUGUUGAAAACAACAUUGGUGAUUCUUUCAGAAUACGAACUUUCGAAAUUCCAGCAAUAUUUUGGUGGUUGCAGCUUGAAUAGCUGAACAACUGGGUGAUAUGUCAUGAGCAGUAAAAUAUUGAGAUGACCCAUGAACAAAUUUGUGUUUAGUUGAUUUUUCUCUGAAUUUUCGAUAGCAUCCAAAACCAUUGCUCAAUCAUAAAUAUAUAUGCUUAUUUUUCAACAUCUUUAUAGGCAAUAGCUGAAUAUACGAUGUACAUUUUUUUAUCAAUU
Messenger RNA from Coccinella septempunctata (seven-spotted ladybird), 2656 nucleotides. RefSeq names its product TGF-beta-activated kinase 1 and MAP3K7-binding protein 2 (gene Tab2). The coding region runs from base 340 to 2358 and encodes 672 amino acids. Lineage: Eukaryota; Metazoa; Arthropoda; Insecta; Coleoptera; Coccinellidae. The transcript is spliced from 6 exons. The record is from RefSeq and is a predicted model, not a curated record.